ACUCAUAUCCUUGGAGGGUAAAGUUGUUAAAUGGUCCACAAACCAUGAUCCAAUCCCACUACAAUUUUAUUUAAAAAAAAAUAGGACCAUUGAUUUUGAUCUCUCUUAAAUAUCAAUAAUAAGGUGAGAAAGAUAUAGGAAAAAAGAAAGAAAAAGAGAGAAAAGUGGAAGAAGUCUUGAAAUUGAAGGCCACAUAUAAUUACAGCAAACCCAAAAUCUCUCCUUUCUCUUUCUCUCUCUUCCCCCAAAUCAUCUGAAAAAUACCCAUUUCAUCUCAUCAACAAAGCUAGCUUUUUGAAUCAUACCCAGAUCAAAUCGACCCCCAAAAUCAUUAAUUUCGCCCAGAAAAUUCAAAAUCAAAAUCAAUUCAAACUCAUAUAAUCUAUUUGAAUAAUGUCGUGUUCAUCAUCUUCUGGGUCAGAGGAAGAUGAGGAGGAGUUCGAUUCAUAUAGAAAAGGAGGUUAUCAUGCGGUGAGAGUUGGUGAUUCCUUUAAUGGCGGACGUUACAUUGCUCAGAGAAAAUUGGGGUGGGGUCAAUUUUCUACUGUUUGGCUUGCUUAUGACACUCGGAAUUCCGGUUUUGUGGCUUUGAAGAUACAGAAAAGUGCAAUGCAGUUUGCUCAGGCUGCUCUUCAUGAAAUUGAAGUCCUUUCAGCAAUUGCUGAUGGAGACCAGACUCAGUCUAAGUAUGUUGUUCGAUUGAUCGAUCACUUUAAGCAUACAGGCCCUAAUGGGCAGCAUCUGUGCAUGGUUCUUGAAUUUCUUGGGGAUAGCUUGCUCCGUUUAAUUAGAUACAAUCAUCACAAAGGUAUGGAUUUGGACAAAGUUAGGGAAAUCUGCAAAUGUGUUUUGAUGGGCUUGGAUUAUUUGCAUCGGGAAUGUAAUAUAAUCCACACAGACUUAAAGCCAGAAAAUAUUCUUCUUGUCUCUCCCAUUGAUCCAUCUAAAGAUCCAAUAAAGUCUGGAUUUACCCCAAUUCUUGAGAAGCCUGAAGGAGGAAACCAAAAUGGUGGAGGAGCGUCAAUGAGUUUGAUCGAGAAAAAGCUUAAGAGGAGGGCAAAGAUGGCAGUGGCCAGGAUAUCUGAGAGAAGGGCCUCCAUGGGUAUGCAACAGCGCCCAAAACCUCAGAGAUCACUAGAAGGGAUUGAUUUGAAGUGCAAAGUUGUAGACUUUGGAAAUGCUUGUUGGGCUGAUCGACAGUUCAUGGAAGAAAUACAGACAAGGCAGUAUAGAGCUCCUGAAGUUAUUAUCCGAUCAGGCUAUACCGCAUCUGCCGACUUGUGGUCAUUUGCUUGUACAGCUUUUGAGCUUGCUACAGGGGACAUGUUGUUUACCCCUAAGGGGGGACAAGGAUUUACAGAUGAUGAGGAUCAUCUUGCCCUGAUGAUGGAACUGCUGGGAAAGAUGCCUAAGAAGAUAGCCAAUGGAGGAGCACGUUCUAAAGAUUUUUUUGAUAGAUAUGGGGAUCUUAAGAGGAUCAGAAGACUCAAAUACUGGUCGCUUGAUCGAUUGCUUGUCGAUAAGUAUAAAUUCUCGGAAGAAGAUGCUCGUGACUUUGCUGAUUUUCUGUGCCCCAUAUUUGAUUUUGCUCCUGAGAAACGGCCGACUGCCCAACAGUGCCUGCAACACCCUUGGCUUAACCCGAAACUGACUUCUAACGAUAAUUCUAAUGAUAAAAAAUUAGCUGUUGGGAUGAAGAGCCUUCAAAUUUAGAUAGCUAAUGAAGAAAAGACCACAUUUACAUGUUAUCUGCAAAGUUCCCAUCUCUCUUCUUGCUUCCUGCACAGUGAAGAAAUUACCCCACGAUUUGAUUUCGGUUUUUUGCCUUAGCUACAAUAAGGUUACAAGAAUUUCUAUAACCCCUCAUUCCCCCCCUCUAGAGGGUUAUAUAUAUUUCUCAUUAUACCUGAUGUAAUAUAUAAUGAUUGAAUUUUUUUGGAGAUGAUGUAAUGUUAUAGCAAGAAUUUUGGUCGAAGUUUGUUUAUUAGUUUGUAAGGGUGUAAAUCAGGGUUUUUUCUGUGAAUGUGGAAAAUGCUGUUCUCUCAUUGUGUA
This is a messenger RNA of Chenopodium quinoa (quinoa), 2052 nucleotides long. RefSeq names its product SRSF protein kinase 1-like. The coding region runs from base 394 to 1713 and encodes 439 amino acids. The transcript is spliced from 4 exons. The record is from RefSeq and is a predicted model, not a curated record. Lineage: Eukaryota; Viridiplantae; Streptophyta; Magnoliopsida; Caryophyllales; Amaranthaceae. Gene Ontology annotation, biological process: protein phosphorylation; regulation of mRNA processing; spliceosomal complex assembly. Gene Ontology annotation, molecular function: protein kinase activity; ATP binding.